AUGAGGAGUUAUAGAAGAUCGCCAAUCCCACUUCCUUUAGGCACUCUUGGAUGGCCUUUUCUCGGCGAAUCUAUCUCCUUCAUCUCCUGUGCUUACUCAGACCACCCUGAGACCUUCAUGGACCGACGUCGUCACAUGUAUUCGAGUAUAGAUGAGGUUGCUACCAUAUUGUUGUCGCAGACCCCUGACAAGAUGAAGGAGUUGGUCCAACUCACGUUUUACAAGUCGCCCAAGAUCCUGCCUUCAUGCGUCCUCACCGAUUUCAUUCGAACUCGUAUCAUAGUUGCUGUUAGAGGUGGCAAAGGGACAAGUUUGGUGGUGGCGGUGAUGGUGACAGUGUUUGGUGGUUGUGGAAUUGUGGUGGCGGCGGUGGUGGUGGUGAUUGUUUUUCAAGUACUAGUGAAGGCAUUGGUUAGCAUGGAUCCAGGUGAUGACACGGAGUUUCUAAAGAAACAAUUUCAAGAAUUCAUGGCUGGUCUCAUAUCUUUACCAAUUAACAUACCUGGAAGUAGACUCCACAAGUCAUUACAGGGAAGUUAA
Camellia sinensis is the source of this 540-nucleotide messenger RNA. The record is from RefSeq and is a predicted model, not a curated record. Lineage: Eukaryota; Viridiplantae; Streptophyta; Magnoliopsida; Ericales; Theaceae.